This is a messenger RNA of Stegostoma tigrinum, 4753 nucleotides long. It is a transcript of the gene rcl1, whose product is annotated as RNA terminal phosphate cyclase-like 1. NCBI's taxonomy places the organism in Eukaryota, Metazoa, Chordata, Chondrichthyes, Orectolobiformes, Stegostomatidae. The coding region runs from base 348 to 1379 and encodes 343 amino acids. Gene Ontology annotation, biological process: endonucleolytic cleavage of tricistronic rRNA transcript (SSU-rRNA, 5.8S rRNA, LSU-rRNA); ribosome biogenesis. The record is from RefSeq and is a predicted model, not a curated record. Gene Ontology annotation, cellular component: nucleolus. Gene Ontology annotation, molecular function: RNA endonuclease activity. The transcript is spliced from 11 exons.
UCUCGAGCCCUCUUGGCAACGGGAGGCGACGUCAGCGGGCCGCGCGCACGCGGAGUGGCGGCAACCUGCUAACGGUCAGAGGCUGCGGCUCCUGCCCCGCGGCAAGGAUACGGCUCCCCCGGGAAGGCGGAUGGCGUGGUCCGGCAGCAGAGCCGGUUUGGCUCCUCCAGCGAUUCAGGGCGACAGCGGCAGCGAGAACGUGGCUUGUCUCAAGUGAUCGAUGCGAGGUCUCGCAGGCUGACGGAGACUUGGUUUUUAACAGGUAAACAUUGCACUAGGGAGAAGACAUCAACUGAAAUAAAGAGCCACGGUUACUUUCAGGAACAGGAAAUUCCAUUUGUGUUUUCAUGUUAGCUAUCCUUGGCAACACAUGUCCUUGUCCAACAAUAUGUCCAGAUUAUGAAGCAAGCUUCAUUCGGUUGAUGGACAAAAUAACAAAUGGUUCCCGCAUUGAAAUAAAUGAAACUGGUACGACACUAUAUUACCAACCAGGGCUUCUGCAUGGAGGAAGGAUUGAACAUGACUGUCACCCACAACGCUCCAUUGGCUAUUACCUGGAAGCUUUGCUCUAUCUGGCUCCUUUUAUGAAGAGACCAUUAAAAGCCACCCUGAGAGGCAUCACCAAUGAUCAAAUGGAUCCUUCUGUUGAUACUCUUAAGAUGACAGCCCUCCCUUUAAUGAAACGGUUUGGUAUAGAUGGUGAAGGACUUGAGCUAAAGGUAGUCCGGAGAGGCAUGGCUCCUGGAGGAGGCGGUGAGGUUAUGUUCUCGUGCCCAGUGCGGAGGUUUUUAAAGCCUAUCCAGUUAACUGACCCUGGCAAAAUUAAGCGGAUCAGAGGUAUAGCAUACUCUGUCAGGGUGUCUCCACAGAUAGCCAACAGGAUUGUUGAUUCAGCCAGAAGCAUUUUGAACAAGUUCCUACCAGAUAUCUAUAUCUACACCGAUCACAUGAAAGGAGCCUAUUCAGGAAAGUCGCCAGGAUUUGGUCUCUCUUUAGUGGCAGAAACAAUAAAUGGAACCUUUCUCAGUGCUGAACUUGUUUCAAACCCUCAAGGUCAAGGGUCACCAGUCCUACCAGAAGACCUUGGCAAGAACUGUGCAAAGCUUCUUUUAGAAGAAGUCUACAGAGGUGGCUGUGUAGAUUCUAUAAACCAGAGCUUGGCUUUAUUGUGCAUGGCCCUCGGACAGCAGGAUGUUUCAAAAAUUCAGAUUGGUUCACUGUCCCCGUACACGAUUGAGUUUCUGCGGCAUCUGAAAAGCUACUUCCAAAUAAUCUUCAAAAUUGAAGCCCAGCCCAUGGAAGAACGGAAAGGUGGAGAUAAAGUAUUAAUGACGUGUAUUGGUGUUGGCUUUUCUAACAUCAGUAAAACUGUCACGUAGGAAGACUACUAUUGCAUCUUAAUGUUUGGCAUGAUUCAUUGUCUAUUUAAACCGUCAAUCAUUUCUAUCUUUGGAAUUUUGUGCACGAAAACUGAUGUUUCACAAGGACACAGUGUUAUUAAUCUGUAACUCGCAUUAUUUUGCCAUUUGGCUUAUACUAAAAACUUGAGAGGUCAACACAAGUUGAUUGGCUUCUUCUGAGAGAUCAGCUUCUGUUUUCUCUUAAAAGUUGUUUGAAGGCUUCUGUUUACUCAGCUAAAAUCUUAUUGUCGCUUAAUGCUACACUGACUGUCAAGGAAUGACCAUUUGGAAUAUCUGUUCUUGGUGCAGUGCUUAUGUUGGCUUUGUUAUUUAUAUUUAUAUUUUCAUUUUGACCCAUUCAGACAUGCUGUUACUCAUCUCUGGAGCUGGUGGGGAUUGAAUCCUGGUCUCCUGGCUCAGAGAUUGGAAAACUGGCAUAAAGCCACAAGACCUCUUAAAAUAGAGACUCCAUUUAGAGAUGCAAAGACAUCAAAUAUUGUUUAAGGUGACAGUAUUUAAUCCUGAUAUCCGAAUCAUGGAUAUGCAUUGUAAGUAGCUGGGGCCCAAGCACUGAUUCUUGCAGUACUACAGGCGACCUCAAAAAGACCCAUUUAUUCCUACACAUUUUUCCUGUCUGACCAGUUCUCAAUCUAUACCAGUACAUUCCUCCCAGUCCUGUGGGAUCUAAUUUUGUCCCUAAUCUUGUUUAGAACCUUCUUAUAAGCGUUUUGAAAAUCCAAAUCUACUGCACCCACUAGAUUUCCCCCCCCCCUUUCGUUAAUUACUGAAAACUCCCAACAAGUGUGUCAAGUGUGCUUUCCCUUUCAUCAAUUAGUGUUUACUGUAUUCAAUCCUCCUCCUAUUUUCUAAGUAUUUUGUUUUUACAUCCUUAUUAUAGAUUCUUGCAUUUUCCUUUCGACUAACAUUAGACUAAAGGAAUGUAGUUCCCUGUUUUCCCUCUCCCUCCACUGUUGAAUAUCCAAUCUAAAGGGAUCAAUCCAGAAUGUAUUGAAUUUUCUACUAUCUCCAUAGCUACUUUUUCACCAAUAGGUUGUAGAUUCAGAUUCAGGAAAUGUACGUACUUUAGGUCCUAUUAAUACCUCUAGUAUUAUGUUAUUUUUAAUUAAAAUCUUGCAGUUUCUUAUUUACACAUUACUACAUUCUCCGUUAUCUCUGGGAGGUAUAUAGUGUUUGUUUAAUUUCUCUCCCAUUUCAUUGUUCCUUUUUAUAACUUCUGACCUUGCCUGCACUUGUUAUGGCUAGUCUUUCCCAGUUCGCAAUUUACAGACCAUUUAUACUGCUUUCUCUAGUUUUCUGAAAUUUUGUUUGCCCUUUCUUGAUCUUUUUCUUGGCUGUCCUUUUGGAAUUCUGAAGUCCUCGCAAUCCUGAAACUUAGCAAUUUUUGACAAUUGUGUAGGCUUUUUCCAAAACAAACCUUAAUUUCUUUUGUUGGCCAUGGUUAGGGUAUUUUCAUUGCUGUGUUCUUGUGCCUUUCGAAAAUAUAUUUUCGAAAGGUAUGUGUUAUUAAUUAAUCGGCCAUCACCUGCCUGUUGCCAUAUAUUUGUGUAGUUUCUCUAUCUACCACAGUCAGUCUGGCCCUCAUAGCUUCAUGAUUUCCUUCAUUUAGAUUGGAGAUUCUAAUUUCUGACUGAAAUGUAUCAAUUUCAUCUUAAUGUAAAAUCUAGCAUAUAGUAAUUUUGAACAUUUAUCAUAUCCCUUGUACUCUACACUAGGCUUGAGAUAAACAAUUUUUUUAAACCAUAGAUUUGCCAGUCCUCAAAUACUGCAAAGAAUUGAACUGCUAAUUCUUAAAGAAAUUGUUCCUCCACAGUUCUACAACAGUCUUUGGCCAAAAGAGAAAAUGGGCAUUCCGCUGUCCUGUGCCACCCAGCACCCAUUCAUUAGGUGAUUGAUUUACUGGUUCACCUGCUUCUGUCCCUUCCUAGCAAAUAGGAGUUCACAGUGGGGAAAUUCCAAUUUCACUGCACUUUGGUUAUGCAAACCUGCAAUUUUAAACAGCUGAUCAUUGUAGCUUUGGUUGAGCGUGAGCACUGUCGCUUCAGACUCAAAAGACUUGAUUUCGAGCCCCAUUCCAGAGACUUGAGUACACAAUUUAGACUGGCGCUUUGGUACUGUGUUGAUUGAGUGCUGCACUGUUGGAGAUGCUGUCUUUCAGAUAAGAUGUUAAACUAAGACUAUCUACUUCAUUGUCUUCUGUCUUCCACCUCAGCCUGCACUUAUUCAAACCUCAGUUACAAUUAAAAGAUGCCACAGCAGUCUGGAAUAAGAACAAGGAAUUUCCUUUGGCGCAUAUCUGUCUGCCAACUAAAAUUGUGGUCAUUCUUUGGUUGCUGUUUUGGGGAGUAACUUGUUGCCUGCAAAUUUGCUGUUCUAUUUCCAGGUGCUGGAAAAAUAACUUCAGUUCAGAGAUUCCUGUAAAACCCUCUGCAACAUUCUGUGGAAAUGGAUAAGAACAGGAAUCAGCCAGUCAAUCCUUCAAACAUGUUUUGCAGUUCAAUUAAAUCACAGCUGACCUUAAUUUACUCUCCUUAUGUCUGCAUGCCUUAAUAUCUUUGCCUAACAAACAUCUUACCUGUUUCAACUGAUCUAAUUUAUACAGAUUUUUUCGGUGUUGCAUAUAUACGUUAUUGUGAAAAAUGUGUUAACUGGCAUCACUUCUGAAUGGUCCAAUUCUAGUUGAAAAUUAUGCCUUUUUUGUGACCCUCCUAUAAGGGGAAAUAAUUUCCUCCUUUUGACCUUUUAAAUCCUUUAAUUUAAAUGCUUCAAUUAGAUUUCGUUUUAAAUUGCUAUACUUAAAUACAAAUCUAUUCAACCUAUCUUCAUAAAAAUUUUGGAAUCAUUCUGGUGGAUCUUUUGAACGCUUUCCAAGACCAUUAUAUCCUCACUGAGAUGCAGUGUCCAGGAUAGAACACAGUAUUCAAUAUAAGGUCUAAACAGAAGGAUGCUACGUGAAUUUCAAGUUAUAUAUUGCUUAUGCACGACUUGAUAAUUCUUAAAAAUGGAACUUGCAAUUAUGUUGAAGAUAAUUCAACAUAAGGUCAAACUUAUUGGGAUUGGAAACUUCAGAGUUUUUGAGAUAACAGGGUGUAGAGUUGGAUAAACACAGCUGGCCAAGCAGCAUCAGAGGAGCAGGAAAGCCGACGUUUCAGGUCAAGACCCUUCAGAAAUUGAUUGACCAUGUUCUAAUGGUUUAUCACUUGUAUACCUUUUUUAGUAAUACAGAAGUUAAAUUGUAAUACUUCAUUCAUUCUUUUCAGUAUGUAUUGUUGCAUUUAUACUGUCCAAUGUUAGUGUCUUCUUACAAUAAAAAUGCCUGCAAUAUGUUAAUAAAA